Messenger RNA from Fundulus heteroclitus (mummichog), 1496 nucleotides. Its product is annotated as STKc_p38 domain-containing protein. The transcript has 12 exons. Gene Ontology annotation, cellular component: cytoplasm; nucleus. Gene Ontology annotation, biological process: protein phosphorylation; intracellular signal transduction. Bases 96 to 1190 code for a protein of 364 amino acids. Gene Ontology annotation, molecular function: MAP kinase activity; ATP binding. Lineage: Eukaryota; Metazoa; Chordata; Actinopteri; Cyprinodontiformes; Fundulidae. The record is from RefSeq and is a predicted model, not a curated record.
UGCCUUCCCGCUGCAGACCCCACCUGGCAGGUAGACGCGCCGCGUCGCUCAGAGCAGAGCAGAGCGCACACAGCGACCUGAAAGCAGGCGGCGCCAUGCAGUCUCCGGUCAGGGAUUCUCCGGUCAGACCGGGCUUCCACAGGAUGGAGGUCCAGAAGACCAUCUGGGACGUCCCGGAUAGAUACACAGCGCUGCGGGCGGUCGGCUCCGGAGCCUACGGGACAGUGUGCUCCGCCAUGGACCAGAAGACCAAAGAGCAGGUGGCCAUCAAGAAGCUGUAUCGGCCUUUCCAGUCCCUCAUCCACGCGAAGCGGGCCUACAGGGAGCUCAGGCUGCUCCGCCACAUUCAGCAUGACAACGUAAUCUCCCUCCUUGAUGUCUUUACACCUGACUCCGCUCUGGAGAAAUUCCAAACUUUUUAUAUGGUGAUGCCCUUUGUUGCUCAAGAUCUGGGGCGCAUUAUGAAGAAGAAGAGAUUAUCCGAUCGCAUCAUCACAUAUCUGUUUUAUCAACUUCUAAGAGGCCUUAAAUACAUCCACUCUGCUGGGAUCAUCCAUCGGGAUUUGAAGCCAGGCAAUCUUGCUGUGAAUGAGAACUGUGAAUUAAAGAUUCUGGAUUUUGGUCUGGCGAGGCAAACGGAGAGUGAAAUGACAGGUUACGUUGUCACACGCUGGUACAGAGCACCUGAGGUCAUUUUCAACUGGAUGCACUACAGUCAGACGGUGGAUAUCUGGGCGGCCGCCUGCAUCCUGGCUGAAAUGCUUACCGGCACGGUGCUUUUCCAAGGACACGACAGUAUCAAUCAGCUGAAUAAGAUCCUCCACCUGACAGGAACCCCAGACUCCUCCAUGGUGAAGAAGAUGCAGAGUAAAGAUGCCCAGUCAUAUGUGCAAGGUCUCCCUUCACAAAAGAAGAAGAAUUUUAAAGAAAUGUUUCCAACAAUGAAUGAGAAAGCUGUGAGCCUUCUGGAGGGAAUGUUGCUGCUGGAUCCAGAGAAGAGGCUCACAGCCAAGCAGGGACUGGCCCAUCCAUUUCUGACUGAAUACCACGACCCAGACUCAGAACCCGACUCAGAACCUUACGACGACUCCUUCGAGAGCCUUGAGCUCGACGUGGCAGAAUGGAAGAGUCUUAUCCACAUGGAGAUCAUGACUUUUGAUCCCAAAAAUCCAGGCAAGACAGCCAUGUAGGACCUGUCUGUUUGAGGUGGAGAGGUUAAGGACAUCUGGGGGAAAAAAGCAAUAUGAAUUGCUUGAACAGUGUUUUUACUGUAACUUGUGCAUUUUUUAUUGGAAAAUACUUAGUAAAGGGCAGCUUACCUGGAUAUGUCUGUCUGUACAGUCAUGGUCAAAGAGUUUGACUGCCAGAUGUUGUUUCAAAGCCUUUAUUUAGCAGUUUGUUAGAUUUGUGUUUGAAACCAGAUAUUUACAUAUACCCUGUAAAAAUGCAUAACCUUUUUUUCCUUACUGUCUGACAUUAAAUUAGACUAUACAAUU